AUGGUCUCUGAGUCGAUUGGUAAGAAAAGAACCUCUGAAUCUCGCCCUGACGAGCUGCGAAAAGAGGCCAAAAUUGGAGGAGGUCUCAAUGUAGAACUACAUCCGUUGCUUCAACAAUCAGGAACCCAGUCCACGAACUACCUGAAAUCAAAUGGACUCAGUUUCAAUGGUGCUCCUGGUGCUAAUCCCUAUAUUGACCAAACAAACAUAACAAUUGGUAGUAGUCGCCACAGGCCAUUGCAGCUCAAUCCAAAAGGAAAAUUCAUCGCAGAAGCUGAUGAAAUUAGGGCGAAGGAAGCUGAACAGCUACAGGUUGCAAAAAAACAGGAAGAAUUGCUUGAGAAAGGGGUGCUCCCAAACAUAAAUACUCAGGAAAAUUGUUUUAAGCUGAGUUUUCCACCUCUUGUAGAAUGGUGGGAUGUUCCGUAUCUACGAACCCGACUGUACCGCGAGUUCUACGACAAGAAAAAAGAAUUCUUUCUUGACGACGAACAGGCUUUGGUUUCAGUCUACGUUCAGCACCCUGUCGCGAUACCACCACCGAGUGAUGGCCCUGUGGAACAGAAGAUCUACCUCACGAAAGACGAGAUGCGCCGGAAGCGUCGAAAUGAGCGCCAAAUCAAGCACAAAGAAAAGCAAGACCGCAUCAAAUUGGGACUUGAUCCACCUCCACCUCCUAAAGUUAAGUUGGCCAAUUUGAUGAACGUUUUAACAGACGAGGCUAUCAAGGAUCCCACCGGUGUGGAGAGAAGAGUACGCCAGGAAAUCCAAGACCGAUAUGAUAAACACAUGGCUGAGAACGAAGCGCGGAAACCAACUCGAGAACAAAAACUCGAACAAGUCAAGGAAUCGCAGGAAAGGGACCUACUGAAAGGUUUAAUGACCACUGUUUAUAAAGUCAAAACAUUGUCUGAUGGCCAGCAAUUUUACAAAGUCGACAUGAACGCCAAACAGUUGGGUUUAUUCGGCAUGGCUCUAAUUAAUCCGCGCUUUUGUUUAGUGAUCGUGGAAGGAGGGGCCAAGAGCAUACGCUUUUUCAAGAAAUUGAUGAUGAAUAGAAUAAAGUGGGAUAAACUGGCUACACAAGAAACUAUUGAUAAUGGGUGCGUGGAAGUGUGGGAAGGUGAAGUCUUGGACUUUUCAUUCAAAAAGUGGUCACCGAUGUACACCAAUGAUGAUGACGAUGCUUACAAAGUCUUGAAAAAAUUUGGUCAUGAGAAUUAUUGGAGGCAAGCUUUUAACCUAUGA
Australozyma saopauloensis is the source of this 1248-nucleotide messenger RNA. It is a transcript of the gene PRP3, whose product is annotated as U4/U6-U5 snRNP complex subunit. Gene Ontology annotation, biological process: mRNA splicing, via spliceosome. The transcript has a single exon. Lineage: Eukaryota; Fungi; Ascomycota; Pichiomycetes; Serinales; Metschnikowiaceae. The coding region runs from base 1 to 1248 and encodes 415 amino acids. The record is from RefSeq and is a predicted model, not a curated record. Gene Ontology annotation, cellular component: U4/U6 x U5 tri-snRNP complex.